UGGGUUGGGGGAGAGAGAGAGCCAGAGAGGAAACAUGGGUGAGGGAUUUCGUCUCGAUUCGCUUGCAGUUGCAGGCUAGGCUUGGAUAAUUCUGAUGGAGCUCGCCUUAUGGGCCUUGGCUGACGGGGCAGCCCAUUUGGGGGCGUCAUCCACCGGAGAGAGCAACGCGAGCCACCCAAACCACAAGCCUUGCCCAAAUGCUGGCCACCGCCGCCUGCUGCCGCGCCCCGCCGCGCCCCGCCGCGAGAUCCGGCGGCCGCGUCCUUCCAUCCAUGCUGAGAGCGCCGACGAGGAGCAGGAUGACGGCGGUGGUGCGGUGCGGGCUGCUCCCCGUGGACCCGUGGGCGCCGACCAUGGACUCACAGAGCGUCGCUUCGCAGCUCUUCGCCGUGUCGUUGUUCCCCUACCUGGGAUUCCUCUACUUCCUGACAAGGUCCAAGACGGCGCCCGGUCUGACCCUCUUCGGGUUCUACUUCCUCCUCGCCUUCGUCGGCGCCACCACAAAAGUUCACUACGGAACCUCGCUGUCUAAUGUCGAUCUGCUGCACGGGACUGCGGAACCGUUGCUCACCCUCACCAACUUAUUCAUCGUGCUCGGGCUGAGGGGGCCCUUUAGAAACUUGAAGGAGACAGAGCAGUGCAAUUCUGAAGCUUCUGAGGACAGCAAGGAAAAAAGUUGUGUCUAGAUAGAUCUAUGCUCUUGUCAGUUCCCCAAAUUCUCGAGAAAUCCUUUUGGUGUCUAUAAUGGUGACAUCAUAAGGAGUGUACAUUACUACAAUUUCUUUUGCUCAACUAAUCUCAGUUCCCCAAACAUCUAAGUAAAGGCAACCCACUGCCUGAUUUUCCUGA
Messenger RNA from Brachypodium distachyon (stiff brome), 849 nucleotides. RefSeq lists its product as uncharacterized. The transcript is spliced from 2 exons. Bases 198 to 686 code for a protein of 162 amino acids. NCBI's taxonomy places the organism in Eukaryota, Viridiplantae, Streptophyta, Magnoliopsida, Poales, Poaceae. The record is from RefSeq and is a predicted model, not a curated record.